AUGACUCCAGCGCCUAAACCGGUGGAUAAGAAAUAUAACCCACCACCUCCACGUGAAGUCAAAGUCAGAUUUGGUAAAGGUGUCACUGGUACACUUUCCAUUCCUCAUGCUAUGGAUUCAGAUAACCCAUUUGAACAAGAUUUGGCUCCUGUAACCCAUAAAGCGGCUCUUAUUUUACAUGGUCAAGGUGGACACAGAAAUUAUUGUUAUCAAAAACAUUUGGCCCAUCGAUUAGCUAAAGAUUUGGGUAUUUUCAGUUUAAGAAUCGAUUUUAGAGGAUGUGGGGAUUCAGCUGAUAAUGAAAAUAAGUUAGAAGGAAGAACUUUGACUCAAGACGUUGAAGAUAUCCAGGCUGCUGCUGAAUUCGUUCAAAAUGGGAAAUUGAAUGGAUUAGGUAUGGAUUUAACUUUGAGUUCAAUUAUUGCUCAUUCAAGAGGUGGGGUUGCCAUGUUCCUUUGGGCUAUGAAGCAAGAUGAGUUAUUGAAAAAAGGCGACCCAAGAGCAAUUGUUGUGCCUAACUUAGUCAAUUGUGCUGCUAGAUAUAGUUCAGUUACUGUGUUGGAUAGAUAUAGUGAUUUUGGCAAACUUGAUUAUAUGCCAAAUGUACCUAAUUUCAGAUAUGGUAAAUAUGUUCCAUCAGACUUAUCAGCAAGGGAAAUCAUAACAUUAUCGAAACCUGAUUUUAGUGAUUUGAGUUCAUUAUCACGUGAUUUUGCCGUUUUGAGUGUUUAUGGAUUAGAAGAUCAAAUCAUUCCCAAGUACGAUUCAGCAAAUUUUGCCAAUGCUUUGAAUAGGGGACCUAAAUCACAUGUAUUGAAGUUGAUCCCCGAUGCAGAUCAUAAUUUCUAUGGUCACAACAAGAUUGAGCCAGAUGACCAUUUCCAUGAUGUUAAUCCUCUUAAUUUACCAUUGAAAGGAGGUAGAGUCAACUUUAAUUAUCUUGUUGUUGACUACAUCAUUGAAUACCUUUCACCUGAGGAAGAGUUAGACCGUUUCUUACAAGCAACUAAAGUGGUGGGUAAAGUUCCUCGUUGGAAACAUGUUGAAGGAGUAAGCAAUUUUAGAGAUAUUGGUGGAUGGAGAAUUCUCAAACCAACCUUUGAAUUAAGUAAAGGAGCAGGGGGGUCAUCUAAUAAUAGCGGGUUAAAUUAUUAUGUUAAGCCGAACUUGGCAUUCAGGUGUGCAAACAUUGCUGGUAUGACUGAAAACGGUAUUCAACAACUUAAUAAACUUGGUAUUAAAGCAGUAUUUGAUUUACGUUCUGAUGGAGAAGUAGCAAAAGAUGGAUACCCACAAGGAUUGGAGAAAUAUGGUAUCAAGAGAAUUCAUGCACCUGUAUACUCCAAUGACGAUUAUUCCCCACAAGCAAUUGCCAUGAGAUAUACCAAUUUAAUGACUUCAUGGUCAACUUAUGUUCAUGUUUAUGAAGAUAUGUUGGAAUUUGGAAUUGAAUCGUUUAAAAUCAUUUUUCAAUACAUUUUACAUGAAAAUCAACCAUUCUUGUUCCAUUGUACUGCAGGUAAAGAUCGUACCGGUGUUUUAGGAAUGUUGUUUUUGUUAUUGGCUGGUGUUGAUAAACAUACCAUUGGUAAAGAAUAUGAAUUGACAACUGUUGGAUUAAAGCCGGAUCAUCCUAUCCUUAAAAGUAAAUUUAUUGAAACAGUGGCCAAAUUAAAAGAGAAAAUAAGUGAUAAUACUGACAGUGCUACGUCAGCUGAAGAUAUUGAAAAAUUGAUUUCUCGCGGUAGAAGUAAUUGGAACCUUGAAGAAGAAGGUUUCAAUAAUUUGAUUAGUUCUCGUUAUGAAGCAAUGUUGGCCACAAUCGCCUUGUUCAACGAUACGUAUGGAAACAUCGUUCGUUAUAUGAAUGAGAAGUUGGGUUUCAAUCAUGAUGAAAUAAGACAAAUUUAUGAAAACAUUGUCCUUGUUGAUUCUGAUUAUAAUGGCUUUGAUAUUAGUACACAUGUUCAAUGGGACCAUCGUUCUAAGUUCUGA
This is a messenger RNA of Lodderomyces orthopsilosis Co 90-125, 1995 nucleotides long. RefSeq lists its product as uncharacterized. Lineage: Eukaryota; Fungi; Ascomycota; Pichiomycetes; Serinales; Debaryomycetaceae. The transcript has a single exon. The record is from RefSeq and is a predicted model, not a curated record. Gene Ontology annotation, biological process: dephosphorylation. The coding region runs from base 1 to 1995 and encodes 664 amino acids. Gene Ontology annotation, molecular function: phosphoprotein phosphatase activity.